This is a messenger RNA of Schizosaccharomyces japonicus yFS275, 1053 nucleotides long. RefSeq lists its product as hypothetical. Gene Ontology annotation, cellular component: nuclear chromosome; nucleus. NCBI's taxonomy places the organism in Eukaryota, Fungi, Ascomycota, Schizosaccharomycetes, Schizosaccharomycetales, Schizosaccharomycetaceae. Gene Ontology annotation, biological process: chromatin remodeling. The transcript has a single exon. The record is from RefSeq and is a predicted model, not a curated record.
UUGCACAACAAAAAGCGUCAAAAAUACUAUCCAGCGUUAACAAAUGGGGCUAUCAGAGUUAUUUUAAAAGUCGACGUUACAAUUGGACGAGUUAACUACGUUGACAAUGUCGAAUGGGACAUCAGCAACUCAAGCAACGAUGCAGAAUUAUUUGCGUCAAUUACUUGUGACGAACUCGGUUUAUCUGGAGAUUUUAAAACAGCUAUUGCGCACAGUAUAAGAGAACAGGCCCAGUUGUACUUGAACAGCUACUUGGUUUUGACUGAAUUAGCUGAACAACAAGAUGAAGACGAACUUUCUUCCUUUGUUCUUCCCCAUUUGUCUCACGCAAUAAAGAAAACGACCACCUCAACUCCAGAGGUUAUGUUUUUUUCUUCAGAAGAAGCCGAAAGAAUGGAUCGAGAUUACGACCGAGAAACGCGCCGUGUACGGCGGCGUUAUGGACGCCUAAAGCGUGGUCUCAAUUUACCCGAUAUAAACGACAUCCCAAAAACUCAUAAACUCUUACUCACAUCAGGCACGAUACUAACGGAUGAAAAGAUUUAUGAUAUUUCCGAUACGCUCCCAAUUCCUGGAGAAAUAACAAAAGAUGGUGACCAAAGGUUGAUAAUUACACUUAAGGUUCCUUCAGAAAAACUACGACAACUGAUUGGCAAUACGAUUGCUGGAUCUACAAGCGUGGGUUCAACAUUUGGCACACAGGAAAUCUUAGAAAAAAGUAUGCCCGCCGCGGAUAAGCACGAAGAUGUAAUUAGUAUUACAAUAAGAGGAAAUCAACAAACUUUUGAAUUGGAGAAACCGCCUAACUGUGUUCCGAGUUGGUUGAUGCCCUGCUUGUCUCAACUGAAAAGCAGAUAUCCUAUGGACAAUUACACGUUAAUUAUAAAAACAUCGGAUAAUCCAAUUGAUCCUCUCACAAUUCGUCUGAAGUGUGAUCAUUGUGAAAAUGAAAUUGUAUCUGCCGGUCCUGCAAAUUCUUUAGGAAAUUUCGAAUUACAUUUACUUUCAAAGAAACAUAGAGAUUUAGUCGAUAAAAAAAAUUUUCUUAUGUGA